Diachasmimorpha longicaudata is the source of this 2516-nucleotide messenger RNA. RefSeq lists its product as uncharacterized. The record is from RefSeq and is a predicted model, not a curated record. Gene Ontology annotation, cellular component: nucleus; condensin complex. The coding region runs from base 249 to 2405 and encodes 718 amino acids. Gene Ontology annotation, molecular function: chromatin binding. The transcript is spliced from 5 exons. Gene Ontology annotation, biological process: meiotic chromosome condensation; mitotic sister chromatid separation. NCBI's taxonomy places the organism in Eukaryota, Metazoa, Arthropoda, Insecta, Hymenoptera, Braconidae.
AAAAACCGUAUCCUCGAGGCAGGCGUUACCCCCCAGUACCGAGCACCGACUUCCAGUGAUAAAAAAAAACAUCGUUGUUUCAUGUAAACGAAUGAUAAGUAUUUUUCACAAUUAUCUCAAUUCUAUCUCGCGCGUGAGCCCAACGAAUUCAACUGAAACUCCGUCGUGCUUCCGGUGAUUGGAUUUCGAUGUGAAAUUUUGUGGAGUGUUUGUACCAAAAAACGAGAGAAAAUGGCCAUCCUGGUGCGAUGAACGCCAGUACCUGGGAGCGUGCCAUUGCAGUUCUAGGGAAGCUCCUCCCGCCCCAAGAAAUGGCAGAGUACAUGGAAGAACUUAUGCAGCUGAACAAACCAAAAGUCAAAUGGGAUUUUAAUUUGUCUGAGGCUUUAACAGCCUACAUGGAUUCAGUGGAAGGUCGCCCAUUGAACUACAGUGAAACAGCCCUCGUAAUUCAGAACUCAGCGCACGUUUUCGAGACGAGAGUAGAAAAAUUGUACAACGAAACGUGUGGACUGUGGAAGACUCUCGCUGAUCAUGAAGCGGAGCACGAAGCGGCGGCAAAGGCCUCCAGACCCCAUCACAGAUCUCACCGAAAAGUCCUCGACCUCGACAAGAUCGAGCGAUUCGACUAUUCCAAGGAAACAACGAAGAACUGUUUCCUGAAAGCCAAAAGAUCCCAAAAGAAAAUCAAACUCCUGAGUCAGAGGUAUCCCCAGCUGGAGAACAUGUGCAGGCAGAAGUUCGCCCUCAACGUCAUCGACACUCAGGGCGAGAAAAUGGGAAAGAAAUACGAUUUCCGGUGUAAUCAGCAGUUGACAUCGUCCCUUAUGCUGGUGGACGAGCUCAGCCCAGACGACAUUCAGGAGCCCCCAGCCGAUCUCCCUGAGACAUCAUUUCACCGAGACUCCAUUCCGAGUUGUUCGACCCCAUAUUCACCAUCUUCAGGUCCUUCUAGCUUUUCUCCACAGUUCCAAGAGCUCCCCCUGUCUCUUCCCAGCGACAUAACUUCAAAAUCACCAUCAAAAGUUGCCUCUCCCACGUCGUUCCAGGCCCAACAAGACUCCCAGGACACGUCAGACUUCGAAACAAAUGACUUCUGCGACUCCCAGGAUCCAGAGGCUCUAGAUCAAACCCAGGAAUCCGGUUACUGCACGUUCACAGACCUGUCCACAUGUGAAAACAGCCAAAUUCCAAGGUCACCUGGAAGACACGAAACUCAAUCCCCAGAUGUGUCUCCACCAUCGCCAGAAAUCUUUCAGAAUUCUGUGGGUCUUGAAACACCUCCAGAGAACUCCUCCCCACUUCCCCUGACCCCAAAAUCCUCCCAAGACUCGAACUCCCCGAGGAAGAGGAAUCGAGAAUCAGUGGAGACAGACGCUGGAUACACAUCUGGAGGUCCUGACGAAUUCCCAAAAUCCCCACAGCCAACGAGACGCAGCAAAAGAAUAAGAAAAUCACUCGUGAAGACGUCGAGUGAAGAGUACAAAGCUAUUCCAUUCGAAGCUCCCAUUCCUCAGAAGUCAGUGAAGAAGAGGAGAACGUUCAAGCUGCCCUGUGAUCCAUCCCUCCUGCGAUCUGAGAGGCCCAGGAAGAGGAAGAGACACGGACCGAGUGUUCAGGACGAUAGACUCAAGAAGCAUCUUAUGAAUGAUAAAAAGAAAUUGCUCAUGUGUUCGCCAUUCAGAUCUCUGUGUGAUCAUUACAGUGAAGGACAAGAGAAUCAGAGAAUUGUUGAGGAGAACUUGAAAAUUCUGAGUGUCUCGCAGUUCGAGGCUGUUCUGGGGGUAAAUGACGACCUGAGGGGCUUUUCCCUGAAGGGUAAGACUGGUGAUCUGACCACUAGCAUGUGUCUAGAGGUGGCUGGAGAUGGAAAAGAGGAGAUGAGUCUGAAUCUGCAGACAGAUGUGGAUCAUCGGUUGCAGGAACUGCAGGAGACCUCUUGCUCGUACACGCCACCACAUUCUCCGGUGUUUUCUGGAGUUCUUGAUGUUGGGGCUGAUGGGGAUGAGGAUUGCGGGGUGCCUGGGGCAUCGGGGCUGACUCAUCAGCAGAGAAUUGAGCGGAGGAUGAGGGAGAUAAGGAAGGAAUUCGAUGCCAGGCAUGACAGGGAGGAGGAGACUGCCAGGUGGCAGGAUAUGGUGGAGACACUGAGAUCGGCGGAGAGGAGGCCUGUGUUUGAUGUUCGGGAGUACGAGGAGAAGAUUGUCAGGGGACUAGAGGGAGGGUCUGGUGGUGGGGUGGAUUUCCAGGAGCUCGCCUGGAGGGAACAACCAGAGGAUAUUGCUAGGCUGUUUGUGGCUUCUCUGCAUUUGGCAAGUACUUACACCGUAGAUAUGGUCGCCGGUGCGGAUGAGUCGAACGUACGCUUGAACUUGUUGAAACUGGACGAAUCCGAUAAGAGUUAGGCAUCACAUCCCUUGAAUUGUCGUACUUUGAAGCUUUCUUUGUAUUAUUAAGCUUUUAUCACUCUCAAUAUUCAUCGAUAUACCGGUUAAUAAGCUCUGUCAGGAGUUCCU